AUGUCAAAGAGCUCGAAGCCUGAGAGAGGCCUCAGCCAGUUUCGACUAUCGAUUAUACCAGGCCUCGACGCCGACGCGCUACGCGGCCUUAAUAUUGCUUUAUCUGCAACAACUGCAGAGGGGUUGUGGCCGUCAACUCAAAAAUUCUGGUUUUCUCAUGGCGCCCCAGCAGCAAUUCAACAACCUGCCUCCAGGCACUGCAUAAUUGCUCUUGGUGCAUGUUUUGAACAGCGCAUGUGUAUGAAGGAAGGUAUUCCAUACAAUGCUGCUAUUGUUUACCGUCAUUAUAGCUAUGCUGUAAAUGCUAUUCAAGAUAUCAUUAACCAAACAUCGUUGAGUCAACACGAUCUGGAUUGCAUUCUCACGGCUUGCAUUUGCAUUGCGGCUCUUGAUUUUGUUCGUGGCAACUUUCUUUCGACACUACAGCACAUAAUACAUGGCAUCACGAUAAUCAACGCAUAUUGUCCUUAUUCUCAGUUAGCCAGCCACUUUCGAUUCAUGAGCCUUGCUGCACUUGCCUCUCCGGCUCGAAGGAUAAUUCCCCUCCUUACCAACAUGGGUUGUCCCUACGCUAUAUGCAACGGCAGAUGUUUCCCGGGCAGAUGCCCUUUCGAACAUACUUCGUUUAUCACAGUCAAUCGAGCUCAAGAUUCGUUGCAAUUUGUCGAAUACUAUAUAUUCAGACUGGCUCGCCUCGUGGACGGCCAUAGAGCCGCCUCCCCAGAAUCGUCCGACUGGCCGCAAUAUAUUCUCGAGGAGCAGAGCAACGGUUAUGCAUACCUAAGAAACUGGCAUGCAUUAUUUGCAAAUCUAAAAGCCAACCCAGGACCCGAUCCUGAUCAGAAGUCCGCCAUUCUCAUUCUUGAAAUACGCUCACUGGUCGCUAAGAUAGUGCUGGGCACCAUACUUGACGAUAGGCCCGCACAAUAUGAUUUGCAUAUUCCUGAUUUUGAGCGGGUUAUCAAACUCGGAGAACAAUCGAUUGCUUUGGGUCGAUUCGCGACGUUUGUGGUGGACUCUAAAUUAUCACCCCACAUAGAGAUCAUCCAAAAAUGUCGCUACCUGCCGCUUCGUCUCAAAGGAUUAUCGAUGAUGCAUAAUGAGCAUGAUAGCUCACAUUUCUUAUUAAGUGCUGAAAUGGCCCCCCUGAGGGUUCGGGCAUUAAUUGAGGCCGAUUACGGUCAUACUGUUGAAGAGUUGGAAACAAUGGAAAAUCCUCCUUUAUUCCCGAUUGGCGAAGAGAUGGAACCAGGUCAAGAACCGUUGUUCCCAACUAUUGAAGGACUGGAAACAGAAGCUCCUCCCAUGUCCCCCUUCCAGCCCGAGACUUAG
This is a messenger RNA of Penicillium angulare, 1332 nucleotides long. RefSeq lists its product as uncharacterized. The transcript has a single exon. The record is from RefSeq and is a predicted model, not a curated record. Bases 1 to 1332 code for a protein of 443 amino acids. Lineage: Eukaryota; Fungi; Ascomycota; Eurotiomycetes; Eurotiales; Aspergillaceae.